Molecule: messenger RNA, 5962 nt
Organism: Scleropages formosus (Asian bonytongue)
Lineage: Eukaryota; Metazoa; Chordata; Actinopteri; Osteoglossiformes; Osteoglossidae
Product: early endosome antigen 1-like
Exons: 30
Coding region: 147-4301 (1384 amino acids)
Biological process (GO): endocytosis
Cellular component (GO): early endosome
Molecular function (GO): metal ion binding; 1-phosphatidylinositol binding
Source: RefSeq, a predicted model, not a curated record
CCGUCACGGUAGCCCCGCCCUAGAUUUUGUUCGCCGUGGUAGAGACUGUCAGAACAGAACCAAGCGGGCUUGGUGAGGUGUAGCGGCGUAAGCUUUUAGCUUGUGUUUUGGUAACACACAGAGGCAACGCAACGCAACGCGACGCCAUGCUCAGACGGAUACUGCAGCGGACUCCUGGAAAAGGUGGUUCGCAGGGUUCGGACUCUGACCAGCAGGCUGCCGACAUCAACAACGAGACUUCCGAGGGCUUCAUCUGUCCCCAGUGCAUGAAGUCCCACAACUCGGCCGAGGAGCUCUUCAAGCACUACGAAGUGUUUCACGAGGCAGGGGACCAUGCGCCAUCCAGGGAGGAUCUGGUUCUGUUGCGGCAGGAAGUGCAGGACCUGCAUACCUCGCUCAAGGAGGAAAGAUGGUUUUCUGGAGAGCUGAAGAAGGAACUGGACAAAGUUCAAGGACAACUGAAGCAAAGCACCCAGAAUGACGGCCAAGUGAGCACCAACGAAUCAGAGCUGGAGUUGAAACUCCAUGAGGCUGAGACGGAGAAGUUCAAUAUCAAGCAGAUGAAGGACCUGUUUGAGCAGAAGGCUGCCCAGUUGGCCACUGAGAUUGUAGACAUAAAGUCCCGCUACGAUGAGGAGCGGAGCCUGCGGGAAGCCGCGGAGCAGCAGGUGUCCAGGCUGACCCAAGAAGUGCAGAAGGAGCGGAAGCACAAGGAGGACCUCCACACAGAGCUGAUGCAGCGUCCAGGUGUGGAGGAUGUGGCAGUGCUGAAGAAGGAGCUGAUCCAGGUGCAGACGCUGAUGGAUAAUAUGACACGGGAGAGAGAGGAGGAAUCGGAGCGGCUCAAGGGACAGUUUGAGCGGUUGAAGGCUGACCACAAUGCCGCUGAGAUCCGUGAACUAGAGGCGACUAUCUCCCAGUUACGUGCCGAGUUGCAGAGGGGUCCCCAGGAAGCAGCGGUGUACACCCAGCAGAUCCACCAGCUCCAGCAGCAAAGUCAGAGCCUGUCUGAGAAGCUGGGUCGCAAGGAGAAGGAGUACCAGGAGCUGGAGGAGCACCUGCACAGUGAGCAGGCCAGCAGGAAGGCUGCACAGACCAGCUUGCAGCAGCGAGAACUGGAGCUACAGCAACUUCAGGUCCAGUCUUCUGCCACGCAAGCGUCUCUGCAAAGGGCCCAGACUGAGCUGGAGGAGCGGGGAGAGGCAGGCGGUCGGCUGAGGCAGGAGCUGGCCGAGCUGGAGCUGCAGCACCAGCAGCUGAAGGCUGAGUUCAAACAGCUGCAGCAGCAGAAGGAGGAACGGGAACAGCAAAGCCUCCAGCAGCAGAGUGAGAUCAAGCAGUUACACUGCAAACUACUAGAGGCAGAGCGGCAGUUAGGGGAGGUGCAGGGCCGUUUGAAGGAGCAGAGGCAGCUGUCUGCGGACAAGCUGAAGGAUCGUGAGCAGCAGGUUGCUGAACUGCAGCUCAAACUUUCUCGAGCUGAGGAACAGGUGAAAGAACGAGAGAGCAAGGCUACGGACCUGCAGCACCAGCUGGAGAAGGCUCGGCAGCAACACCAGGAGAUCCAGUCGCUGCAACAGACCACGACGGGCAAGCUGAGAGAAGCGCAGAAUGACUUGGAGCAGGUUCUGCGUCAGAUUGGAGACAAGGACCAAAAGAUCCAGAACCUGGAAGCGCUGCUGCAGAAGAGCAAGGACAGUGUGGGCCAGCUGGAGGCAGAGCGCGAGGACCUUUGUGCUAAGAUCCAGGCUGGUGAGGGCGAGGCAGCGGUGCUGAGCCAGCUGCAGGAGAAGAACCACCUCCUACAGGAGCAGGUCACAAAACUGACAGAGCAGCUGAAGAACCAGUCUGAGAGUCACAAGCAGGCCCAGGAGAACCUCCACGAGCAGGUUCAGGAGCAGAAGACACACCUUCGGACAGCGCAGGAUCGCUGUCUGGCACUUGAGAGUUCUAAUGCAGAGCUUUCUAACCAACUCAGUGAAAGUAAAGAGCGACUGGCACAGCUGGAUGCCCAGCUCAAGGCCAAAACGGAGAUGCUUCUGUCUGCAGAGGCUGCAAAGACUGCUCAGAGAGCAGACCUGCAGAAUCACUUGGAGACAGCCCAGCAUGCGCUGCAGGAUAAGCAACAGGAGCUGGUGAAGACCCAUAGCCAAAUGGAGGAGCUGAGCCGCAAGUUGCAGGAGAAGCAGGAGCUAUACGGCCAGCUGGAAGCCAGCCUGAAGGAGUGUCGAGACAAGCUGCUGACAUCGGAGCAGGAGACUGAGCGACUGGAAACCCAGCUCAAGAAACUGGAUGCAGAGGCACAGAAGCUCAAGACGAGUCGGGACCAGGCCCAUUCAGACUUGCAGCAGCUCCGCCAGCAAAGCACCGAGGCCGGUAACAAGAUAAAAGACCUCAGCUGCCAGUUGGCCACGGAAAAAGAGAGUGUGGUUGCACUCCAGGAUGACCUAAAGAAGAAGAAUGCUGCCCUGGAGACCACACGGCAGGAGCUGGAGCAGCGCAAGAAGGAGAAGAGUGGCCUGCAGCAGAGCCUUGACCAGCUUUCCCGAGAGGCACAAACGAGACAAGCUGAACUGGACCAGAAGCUUCAGAACCUGGCAAGAAGUCAGCAGAAGGCCCAGCAGGAGAAGGAAGCCCUGGACAAGGAGCUCUCGGCUGCCAAGGAGAACUUGAGCAAGGCCCAGGCAGAGCUGGACACGGAACGGAAGAAGGCCACGGUGUCUUUGGAGAAGCAGGAGAAGUCCUUCCAGCAGUCCAGAAUGGAGCUACAGAAGAAAGUAGAGGCUGCGGCAAAAGAAGUAACUGAGGUCAAAGGGCAACUGCAACAGAGGGAAGAGACAGAAAAGGGGCUGAAGUCGCAGCUGUCUGCCCUCAAUGAAAAGUUGGUGCAGAUGCAGGCAACAGUGAAGGAAAAGGAAACGGCUGCGCAGAAACUUGGGGAGGAGCUGAAGAGCACUCGGUCCUCCUCCCAGCAGGCAGUGCAGAAGCUGGAGAAAAGUCUGGCCGAGCUGCAAACAAGCCACGCGGAGCAGGUGGGGCAGGAUGCGAAACUGAAGCAGCAGCUGGCAGCUCUGUCCCAGGAACUUAGUGCCGGAAAGACUCAGUAUGCCGAGCUGCAGAAGAAUUGUGACCGAAUUAAAGAGAGCCAGGCUCAGCUGCAAUCUGACUACUACGGCAAGGAGUCCGAGCUUCUGGCUGUGCAACAGGACCUUAAGGCCUCUCAGGAAAAGCUGGCUCUGGCUCAGGAGGAACUGGUGGCCGGUCGGAACCAGCUGAGCCGCCAUGAGACGCACAUUCACGAGCUGACUUCCGCCCGAGCAGCGCUGGAGCAGGAGGGAGCGAGGAAGCAGGAGCGGCUUGACCAGCAGCAGGAGGCCCUGAAGGAGCUACAGCGGCAGGAGGGGCUCACAAGGCAGGAGCUGAACAGGGAGAGGGCCAGGGCUGAGGAGCUGAUGGACACCAAGAGCAGGCUGGAGAAGGAGGUGAACCAGCUCACUGCAGACAUGAAAAGCAGUGCAGAGCGCUGGGAGAAGGAGGUGAAGGAGCUGCGGGAGGCCAAGCAAUUACUGAUCCAGCAGAAGCUGGAGAUGCAGGGGCGGGUGGAGAACGUUCAAGCUGCCCUGGAGCAAGAGAAGCAGGAGCACCAGGUUACGCGGGAGAGCAUCCGGCAGCGGGACGAGACGCUGAAGGCAGAGAAGGCCAAGAUGGAGGCUCAGCUGGCAGUGGAACAGAAGGCAAAGGCGGAGCUUAUAAAGGGCCACGAGGAGGCAGAGUCCAAGCAGGCCAUGCAGAUCACGGCGCUGAACGAGAACAUGUCGACGCUGAAGCGCGAGUGGCAGAGCAGCCAGCGCCGCGUGGGAGAGCUGGAGAAGCAGACAGACGAGCUGCGGGGUGAGAUCGCUGUACUGGAAGCAACGGUGCAGAACAACCAGGACGAGCGGCGUGCCCUGCUGGAGAGGUGUGUGAAGGGUGAGGGGGAGAUAGAGAAGCUGCAGGCCAAACUGGUGGAAUUGCGCCGCAAGCUGGACGACACGACGGCUGCAAUGCAGGAGCUGGGCAGGGAGAACCAGUCACUUCAGAUAAAACAGUCCCAGUCUCUGACUCGGAAAUGGGCCGAAGACCAUGAGGUGCAGAACUGCAUGGCGUGUGGAAAGGGCUUCUCUGUCACUAUCAGGAAGCAUCACUGCCGACACUGCGGGAACAUCUUCUGCGCCGAGUGCUCCUCCAGGAACGCCCUGACGCCGUCGUCCAAAAAAGCGGUUCGAGUGUGCAACACCUGCUAUGAGGAGCUGCAGGGCUGACGUCACGCCGAAACCCCACGCAGCUGCAUCCCCCCAUCGCACAGUGCGCUGUACAUUACUUUGUGUUAAUUCACUUUUACUCUCACAGGUCCCUACUCAUCUGUUUUUCGCAUUGUCAUCGGCACAGAGUUUGUGUGAACCCACGGGUUAGGAAGGUGGACGAAGGGUAGCAUUAGCGCGCGUCUUACUGGGAGGUCUUUGUGCAGCAGGUGGGGCAGGACGUUCAGCAAGAGAGCAGCGGAGCGUAGCUCAUCGGAAUUGUACCGUGCCUUUACUGCCGAAGCGGCCCAGUCAGCGUGCGCUGCCGGGACUUGCCACCCACCACAGCGAUUUGUCCUUUAAUAGUCAUUUUUUCUUGCAGCACUAGCAGCAACAUGUGGGUUAUGUCAAACAGUGUAAACAAAAUAAGAUGUUAGAAUAGGUAUUAUGUAAGUUUUUAAUUUAAGGUGGGUACAAUACUGAAAAAGUUAAUUUGGUUGAAUUAAAACAGUUUGAUCAGGUGUUCUAUAGCAAAGAUUUGCUGACGGUGUGAUGACCAAAGAUGGGUGUCUCUCUCCAGUUGCACACUCUAGGUUCCCAUCUGCCAGGAGGUCUGUGACAAGUUUUCUCACUUUUUAUUUUAACUGCGUUUGGUCGUAUUUGCCAAUUUACACUAAAACUGUGGCACUUUCAGUCUCAGAUGUUUUAUAACCAGCAUUUUCUUGGAAUGUACAUUUUUGGGAAUGUACGAGAAUGUUGUCUACAAUUAUGUGUAGGUGUGGCUCAUUCAGCAAAGCUGCUCAAGACUCAUACAAAGUAUGUUUGUGUGUCUAUGGUGUCUCACGGAGAAACUCUCACUCAUUUAAAGCAAGAUGCUUGCAUUCGUACGAGACCCCAGCCCCCACUUGCUUUAGUUUCUGCGUUAAGGCAAUAAUGAUGGAGAUUCCCGAGGCUGCUGGAACAGGCGCGAUUGAUGCCGUUUCUCUUUGCACGCACGUAAUUGGCUCUCGCAGAACCCCAAAGCUGGCAUCCCGCUAACUUCAGCCUUUGCUUUCCUGUCAUUCCUGCUAAACCCUUUAAACAGAGCACUGUAAAUAUGCAGAAUUGGACUUUGGGUUGUGUUUGUGUUGUAUUCUUUUAUAGGACAUCUGCAGUCCAGCUGGCAGUGACAAGUCACUGAGGCUCCAGGAAGUUCAGCAGUUUGUUGCUUCUGCUUCCAGGUCAGUUGCAGUCUGGCACUGGUUGUGCUCACAAAGGUUCCCGUGCUUUAGGCCUGGUUCAACGCCCAUGUGAGAUAGUUGUUUGGCUGGGGAAUCUCCAGGGAAGUAGUGUCUGUGUUUGUCGAACCCUGUUUCACUUCCUCAUUGUAACAAGGGGAAGUUGCAUGCUCUGGGUUCUGCUUCUUAAACACUUUUGUCCUUGCAACCUUCUGGAACACAGGACAGUCCAAUAGACUCCUCAGUGCCAAGAUCUGUUUCUCACUUAUUUUUCUUUACUUAGCGCUAGAGGUAAUUUCAGGAAGACAGCGUCACAUUUCCAUACUCGACACGUAGUCUUGCCUUUUCUGACUUUUGUCACUUGCAGAUGAUGUUAAUAUUGUGGAAAAAAUGUCAGAUUGAAAUUUCUGUACAAAAGGAGGACAGCAACUCAUGUACAUUAAUUUAAAAAAAAAAAAAAAAAAA